AUGGCAAUGCAUGCUUUAUCGUCCUCGCGUGCUGGGCUUUUCACCUCGCUUCAGGCUCUUCUCCCCACACUCCCUCGCAUGUCCACUGCAAUCACUAUUCCAACAGCUAUCCACCUCAACAUUCCUUCAUUUCUCCCAGAACUCUGGGAAUCAAUACUUCGCGCCGUACCUAAAAAGAAACAGAGUCACUCGAGGAAGCGUAUGCGGCAAUUGGCAGGGAAGGCCCUACAGGACAACAAGGCUCUCAACAGAUGCCCCGCAUGUGGAGGGGUCAAACGCAAAAACGUUCUUUGUGAGAACUGCGUGGAAUCAAUCAAGGCUAUGUGGAGGAAAGAAGGAGAGGUCAAGGACGUGGGGACGGAAAUAACAACAGGCACCCCAUAA
Messenger RNA from Morchella sextelata, 384 nucleotides. RefSeq lists its product as uncharacterized. Gene Ontology annotation, molecular function: structural constituent of ribosome. Gene Ontology annotation, cellular component: mitochondrial large ribosomal subunit. Lineage: Eukaryota; Fungi; Ascomycota; Pezizomycetes; Pezizales; Morchellaceae. The coding region runs from base 1 to 384 and encodes 127 amino acids. Gene Ontology annotation, biological process: translation. The transcript has a single exon. The record is from RefSeq and is a predicted model, not a curated record.